UAAAAAGGAGGUGCAGAGAACAUGGGCUUCAAAGUCUUAAGCACUUUACACAGCAGAGGAGAUUCUUGAAAUCCUUUGAAGAUUACUCACUCGAAUAAAACAAGGAUGAAGACUGUAAUCCAGUGUAUCAUUUUCCUGGCCUGUGCAGCAUUGUACACUUCACAAAUUAAUCCGUACUGCCAGUGUGUAAAAACAAUCAAGGGUGUAAACUUCUCUCUCAUUGCUGAUGUCAAGGAGUAUGGAAUACGUCCAUAUUGCAACAGGAGAGAAGUCAUUGUCAUCCUAAAUGAUGAGAAAUCACGGUGUCUUGACCCAAAACAAAGAUUCACCAAAGCGCUUCUGCUAAGAAUGCGAACGAAGAAGGCAAAUGCUGCUAAGAUGAACACAACCAGCCCAAGGACAACCACAGUGCCAUCCAGAGUGUCACCCACAAUGUCAGCCACAGUGGUACCAUCAUCAACAUAAUGCAAACUGCUUGAGUUUAUCAUCCUAACAAUUAAAAAAAGGUAUCAGUUUGUAAGAGGAAAGAUCAGCACACCUUUUGUGGUCAUGGUUGUUGUGGCCCCUGUUUGUUUAAUCACAAGAAACAGGCAGUACAAUACUGGUACAAGUGAAUUUGUUUCACUUCAGUUGUGCAGUUAGGCAGCCAAAAAUAACAGCAAGAUGUAAAAGUCUGAAAUGUUAACUUCAACUGCCAUGACUGACAUGACAUGAGUGUCACAUUUAGGACACUCACUUUGUGAAGUUUCCUUUACCCAGAAUAUUCAUCUGGGUAAACAUAAUGCACUUUUUCUUUUUAGAUUUUAGUUUGUAUGGAUGGGAAUUUUACGUAUGCUGACGACACUGAUGUAUUUUCACCCUAAAAUGUCCUAAGACUGAAUCCUUGGUGAAUGAAGAGAGUAUUUUUACUGGGAUUGUAUUGUAUAUGUAUCGACAUUGCUGUGCUCUUAUUCAUUACACCUUGUAGCUAGUAUUAAACUGUCAUUUUUAAAACUUUCUGUAAAAGCAUUCUGUGAUGUAAUUCAGGUGAGCAGAUGAUAAUUUGAAGGUCAGUAAUGUAAUGUAAUCUAUUAACAUUUAAGAAAUGAUGGUAAAUGUGAACUGUUUUUUAUUGUUGAUUAAAACAUAGUUAAAACAUAGCUUGUUUGUCUAAUUCGAAGGAUGCCUUUUGAUUUUUUCUACUGCAAACAAAUAUUUAUGUGGAUACAUAUAUAUAUUAUAUAUAUCAUUCUGUAUGUGUACCAUGUUAUAAGGCUGAAAUAAAUCUUGACAUUUGA
Molecule: messenger RNA, 1277 nt
Organism: Morone saxatilis (striped sea-bass)
Lineage: Eukaryota; Metazoa; Chordata; Actinopteri; Moronidae
Gene: cxcl11.5
Product: chemokine (C-X-C motif) ligand 11, duplicate 5
Exons: 4
Coding region: 106-465 (119 amino acids)
Biological process (GO): antimicrobial humoral immune response mediated by antimicrobial peptide; inflammatory response; neutrophil chemotaxis
Cellular component (GO): extracellular region
Molecular function (GO): chemokine activity; CXCR chemokine receptor binding
Source: RefSeq, a predicted model, not a curated record